This is a messenger RNA of Penicillium angulare, 1857 nucleotides long. RefSeq lists its product as uncharacterized. NCBI's taxonomy places the organism in Eukaryota, Fungi, Ascomycota, Eurotiomycetes, Eurotiales, Aspergillaceae. Bases 1 to 1857 code for a protein of 618 amino acids. The transcript is spliced from 6 exons. The record is from RefSeq and is a predicted model, not a curated record.
AUGACAGCCCAUCUUUCCACUCGCAGUGCAGGGACAACCCUGGAAAACCUGCCCAAAUCCAAUGUAUUCACAUCUAAGCUUCCUCCAGACGCGGCAUUUCCGACGCCGGAUGUCUCUCACAAGGCACCUAGAGAAACACUAGGGCCGCGCAUGGUGAAGGAGGCUUUGUUUACAUAUGUCCGCCCGGAGGAAGCGGAAGAGCCAGAAUUACUAGGAGUGAGUCCACGCGCAAUGGAAGAUCUGGGACUCAAGGAUGGCGAAGAGGAAAACCCAAAGUUCCGAGCUUUGGUAGCAGGAAACGAAAUCUUCUGGUCCGAGGAAAAGGGGGGUAUUUAUCCAUGGGCUCAGUGCUAUGGUGGUUGGCAAUUCGGCGCAUGGGCUGGACAACUUGGAGAUGGUCGAGCCAUCAGUCUCUUUGAAUGCCAAAACCCGGAUUCAAAUAUUCGGUAUGAACUGCAGCUUAAGGGCGCGGGAAAAACACCAUAUUCGCGCUUCGCAGAUGGUAAAGCCGUUCUUCGCUCGAGUAUUCGAGAGUACAUAGUUUCUGAAGCACUCAACGCUCUAGGCAUACCUACAACUCGUGCAUUGUCUCUUACGCUGGUAGCCAAGUCAAAGGUCAUACGAGAGCGUCUCGAGCCCGGCGCAAUUGUGGCCCGUUUUGCCGAAUCAUGGUUACGUAUUGGAAACUUCGAUAUUUUAAGGGCUCGUGGCGAUCGCGACUUGAUCAGAAAGCUGGCCACCUAUAUCGCAGAAAACGUUUUUGGCGGGUGGGAAACCCUCCCAGCCAUAGUAUCUGUGGGCGAAGGCCACUCUGCUUCAGAAACUGAUAACCCCGCAAGAGGUAUCCCAUCUGGCGAGGUACAGGGCAAAUCAGAGAUUGAAGAGAAUCGAUUUGCUCGACUAUACCGCGAAAUCUCCCGUCGAAACGCAAAGACUGUUGCUGCUUGGCAGGCCUAUGGCUUCAUGAACGGCGUUCUCAACACCGACAAUACUUCUAUCUACGGUCUAUCACUUGAUUAUGGCCCCUUCGCUUUCAUGGACAACUUUGACCCCCAGUAUACCCCAAACCAUGAUGAUCACAUGUUGCGUUAUUCUUACAAGAACCAACCAAGCAUUAUUUGGUGGAACUUGGUUCGGUUAGGCGAAUCCCUGGGAGAACUGAUCGGUGCCGGAAAGAAAGUCGAUGACGAGAAUUUCAUCAAAGAAGGUGUUAGCGAGGAUAUGGAACAGGAGCUUAUCAAACGUGCAGAAGCCAUUAUCGACCGAACAGGCGAAGAGUACAAGGCAGUCUUCCUAGCCGAGUAUAAGCGGUUGAUGUGUCAAAGACUUGGCCUCAAGACGCAGCAGGAGUCAGAUUUCCAGGACCUUUUCUCCGAGAUGCUCGAUACCCUAGAGGCUUUAGAAUUAGAUUUCAAUCAUUUCUUCCGCCGUCUAUCAGGGCUGAGUGUAUCAGAGUUAGAGACUGAGGAUCAGCGAACCAAAGCAGCAGCGGUCUUCUUCCAUGAGGACGGAUUUGGGGGAAUAGGCUACACUGAUGAAACAGCCAAAGCGCGCAUUGCCAAGUGGCUGGAUAAUUGGCGCGCCCGGGUGCUCGAGGACUGGGGUGCUGGCAACGACGAGCAGAGACAGAGGGCUAUGAAGGCUGUGAAUCCAAAUUUCAUUCCUCGAGGAUGGAUUCUGGACGAAGUCAUUGAACGAGUGGAACGUAAAGGAGACCGGGAUGUACUGGGCCGGGUGAUGCAGAUGAGUCUGAAUCCUUUCCAAGACAAAUGGGGUCUUCUGGAGGAAGAAGAGCAGCGUUUUUGUGGCGACGUUCCCAAGUACAAGAGAGCAAUGAUGUGUAGUUGCAGUUCAUAA